AUGAAGUAUUCUCCAUCGGAUUUGAACAUUAUUCAAGAGAAAAUGAGGUGAGAUUUAUUUUUUUUGUAAUUCUCAAAAACCAUAGAAACCACAAAGUUUUGAAUUAUUCAAUUUUUUGUUAUUUCUUCUAGUUUUCGUAGUUUGUGCAAAUAGCUAAUUCGAAAAAAUAUUUCCCAGAGAAUUAGUUCGCAUGCUUUUCCAUGAUUUGUGAUAGCGACACAAAUCACUAUUUCUUGAUAACAUUUUGACUCAUUUUCAAAAUAUAAAAGUUCUUGAAUAGAUUUGACACAAUUCUUCUCAUCUCAAAUACAAACUUCGCUCUCAAAUUUUAUGUAAGGCCUUGCUUUGUUCCAAGGACAAAAGAUUUGUUUUUCUUUUUUUUUUGAAUAUUUUUAAUGCCACACAGAAAACCCACACAAUUUUUGCUGGGCUGAUUUCCGUUUUUCACAUAGACAUACAUAAAAUAGUAAUAAAUGAAUAAAUGUGAUGCUGAACUUUGUUAUUUUAUUUUGGGUUUUGAAAAAAAAUAGAUUUGAUAAAUUAUCAAUUUCGUGCGUGAGAAAAUGUGAGGGGAUUUGGAUUAUGAUAGUUUUGCUGUUGAAUUAUAAAAUAUUUGUUGAGUGCAAGAAUUUGACAGUUGGAAGAAGAAUACUUGAAAUAUAUUCCAUCCCUGAACCCCAGCUAGGUGCCAUCUAAUUUUACCAAAAAAAUGAAACAAGCUCAACUGGAGCACAUCUGGUUUUUGAUAGCGUUCUGCUCCACUUUUUUCCUCUCCCAUUUUUUCAAAAAAUGUUUGAUGGUCCGCAAUUUUUAUGGCCAUUACAUCCAUUCUCCAACUCAAUCUAAAGCUAAUUCACAAUAAUUUCCGUUUUUAUAUCUCUCCCCCCUCUUUUUCUCUCACUCCUUUUUCAUUCUUAUUUUUCUUGUCGUGCUCCAAAAAUGCUCUGGAUCGAUUGAGAGAUAAAGCAAAAACGAGAGAAUUCGCGAGAAGCAGACAACUAGUAUUUUUUCUUUUUUUUUGCAUAUAUAUUUUUAUUUGAAACAGACAUAUAAUAUAAGAGAAAUAAAUUGAGAAAAACUAUUACUACUACUACCAACUACUAUUAUUUUCCUUUCGAUAUUUAUUGCGCGGGACAAACGAAAUAAAAUAACAUAAAAACACAAACGAAAAUCUUUUUAUAAAGAUUUAUUUGUGUGUGUCCUUUUAUUGAUCGAUUGAUUUUAUAAGUAAAACUUUAUCAUCUUUUCCCUAUGAACUUUUAAUUUUUCUUGAACAAAAAAUGCAAUGAAAAUGUGUUCUAUUAGUUCAAAUAUUCCAACAACUUCGUCAUUUAACGCAAUCAGGUGAAUUAUUUUUCCAAAAAGUUUUUUGAAAGUCAUCAUCUGCGAGCCAAAACAUAUGAAAAAUUUGAAAAAACAGUUCCUUGAGCAAACAAUAGGCGGAGUCUGAGAAAAACAAAUUGCUCGGCUACCCAAAGAGCAUGUCAUUUUCGCGAUUUUUCGAAACGAAAACUGCUCUCAAAAUUCAGUUCCUAUUAACUAUUCUCUCGACAAAAAUGACUGUUCCAGUCAGAAAAAUCUAUCCAGAGUAAGAACAUUUUUUUGUUGAAAAUAAAUUAUAUUGUUAACUUCCACUGAUUUGUUCCAAUAUAAAAUUUGUGAUAUCUUUCAGAGCUCAGCUGAAUCAACUAAAGGAAGCUCGAUUGUCUGAAACAUCUACUGUUAAAAUGUUGUCAUUGUUAAAGGUGAGAUCUAUUUUUAAAUUUAAUCCUGUGAAACCCUGAAGUUUUUGACGUCAAACUUAUGAAAUAUGCAUCUUCUGACCUCGUUCUUUGUUGUUUUUUGCAAAGAAGUCAGAAUCGUAUAAAAUUUUCAAAGCCUCUUUUUUUCAUAACAUCUACUUUUCCUCCCACCCGGAUAUCCAAGCCAUAUUACGCAAUAAUACGCAAUCACCUGUCAAAACGCAAAAAAAAAACAUUUUUUUUCAGGCUUUGGCAAACAUCCACGUGCUUCUCGGUAUAAUUAUGAUGAUUUUGAGUGGAUUGGCUGAUUAUGCAAGCACACGAAAAAAUACGAUUCGAUUGCAUGGAUUAGAAGAAAUUUGCUCGUUUUAUUUUGUGAUUUUGGGGUGAGACAUGAGGAUUUUUGAAGGGUUUGGGAAGAGAUUAAAAAUGAAAAUGAUGCAAAUUUUCCGAAAAAAUUUUACAACAAAAAAAAAAACAAAAAAAAAUUUGGCUGAAAAUUUUUAUCUGUUUAAAAUCUGAAGGUUUUUAAAACCAAAACAUCACUGGUCAAACUGAAAAAAACACUUUAUCACAGAAAGUUUCAAAUAUGGUUUUCAGAAGUAAUUAGUUUUUUCUCCCCCAAAGUAGUAAAUAAUUCUCCUAGUUUUUUUUUCAAAAGAACCCUAUAGCAUCCUCCAUUUUUCCAGAUGCGUCGGAAUUUGUGGCUCCGCUUCAUAUCGUCGUGGAAUAGUGAUUGCAUAUCUCGUCAUGUGCAUUCAUUCAAUCCUAAUAUUUGUGCCAGCAAUCAUAAUUGUCUCUAGUUUCGACAUUCAUUUCUAUCAGGUAAGCAGCACAUGUUUUUCAAAAUUUUUGUGUUUCCUCUUCAUGAAAAAAUCGCCAAUUUUUCUGUUGACACACUUUCUGUUCUAUCAAAAAUGAUGAUAUUUGUUCAGAAAAUAUUGUAUUUACUACAUACAUACAUACAAUUUUUCGUUGUGGCAGAGGGCAAAAAUUGUUAGGAAAAAACUUUAAAAAUGACCACAGUUCAAAUUUUUUAGCACGAAUGUUGGGGAGAAUGUGACUGGCAUCUUCUUGCAACUUCAUUCCCAUCAAAUAGCCAAUGCCAAAUAUUUUGUGGUGAUAAUGUUAACGAAAAUAUGCGACGGGUUAUGACUAGACUUGGAACAGAUUAUCGAUUAGAUGCUGGAUUGAUAAGUGCAGCAAUUUUAGAAUUGCUAUUAGCAGUUGUCACAUUAUUUGUGGCUUCUCGAACACUUUGUGCGCCUUUGAAAGAAAUUUCUGAUCAAGCUCCAGAUAUGACUGUCGAAUUACAACCAUUGAACGAAACAAAUAACGAAUCCUCGAAUUGA
Molecule: messenger RNA, 3094 nt
Organism: Caenorhabditis angaria
Lineage: Eukaryota; Metazoa; Nematoda; Chromadorea; Rhabditida; Rhabditidae
Source: the annotation of a GenBank genome assembly